This is a messenger RNA of Panicum hallii, 1169 nucleotides long. Its product is annotated as DNA-directed RNA polymerase III subunit RPC8-like. Gene Ontology annotation, biological process: DNA-templated transcription; transcription initiation at RNA polymerase III promoter. The record is from RefSeq and is a predicted model, not a curated record. NCBI's taxonomy places the organism in Eukaryota, Viridiplantae, Streptophyta, Magnoliopsida, Poales, Poaceae. Gene Ontology annotation, cellular component: RNA polymerase III complex. The transcript is spliced from 5 exons. Bases 473 to 835 code for a protein of 120 amino acids.
AAUUUAACUGGUGUGACUUGGUCAAUUCUGAACAGUCUCUCGGACGCGCUAAUCACCUGCUCCUUAACCUUAAUGCCGUGCUGGGCUCAAAGUUAUGAGCCGGAAUGAGUACCCUUAGGCCUGACCCACCAAACUCUAACCUCCUCCUAGCAAGCCUACUCACCGAGGUUGGCGGCCCGCAUAAACUACGGGGCCCGUUUCGAGCCCAAUGAGCCCAGUCAGUAUCCCCGUUAAAACCCUAUACCUAUACCUCGCGCCGUCAUCGGCGCGUCUCUUCCGUCCCGCCGGCGCUGGCUCGCCACCUCCUCGACGCGUGGGCCCACCUGCGCUUGCUCCCCGUUGUUCCUCGCUGGGAGCAGCCCACCGGGCCAGGGGCGCGCCGGCGCCGCCUCCAAUCCUCCAUUCGGCGCACCCCACUCCGGCGCCUCCCUCCUUGAUUGGCUCCGGUGGUCGGUGGUUCUAGGCGGGCAGGAUGUUCUCGCUGAGCCUGAUUGAGCAUGACCUGCCGAUGCCGCCGCACCUGCUGAGCCGCCCCCUCCUCGACGCCAUCAAGGCCGAGCUCGAGAGGCUCUUCCUGGAUAAGGUUAUCGCGAACCUUGGGCUGUGCGUGUCUGUCUAUGAUAUCCGAUCCGUUGAAGGCGGGUCCAUCAAUGCGGGAGAAGGCUGCUCGACCUAUAGAGUUUCAUUUCGUUUGCUGAUGUUCAAGCCCUUUAAUGGGGAAGUUCUUGUUGGGAGAAUUAGUGGAUAUGAUGAUAAGGGGUUGCAGGUUUCACUUGAUUUCUUCGAUGACAUAUGCAUCCCUGGACAUUUGAUGCAGUUUGGCACAGAGAGUUAGCGGUGAGGAUCCAAGGGGAAAGGCCACACAAGAUUUUAAAUCUCGCAGCGAUGAAGUAAUGAAGAGGUUGGUCCAUUGGCUUGCCAAACAUCAAACUGUGGAAAGCCUGUUGAAGUUCUCCCAAUUUGAGUUCUCCGAAUUUGAUUUUGAGUAGUGUGCUGAUUCAAGUCUUAUGUUGCCAACGUGUAUACAGCCAUCUAAUGAAUCAGCUUAAUUUCCUUUGUAGUUAAGGUAGUGUACUACCAGUAUUUAACAAUUAACAUGCAGGGUAUAAGUUUAGGAAAUGAGACUUUAAAUACAAGUAUGCAUUAGGUUCGCGUGGGCCCAUUUGUCA